Amyelois transitella is the source of this 1274-nucleotide messenger RNA. RefSeq lists its product as uncharacterized. The coding region runs from base 1 to 1227 and encodes 408 amino acids. Lineage: Eukaryota; Metazoa; Arthropoda; Insecta; Lepidoptera; Pyralidae. The transcript has 3 exons. The record is from RefSeq and is a predicted model, not a curated record.
AUGUCUACGACUAAAAGAACGAGAAGUAGUUGGCGUCAAUAUUUUCACAUUGACACUGGCAAUGCUAGAUGUCACCAUGGUCUUGCCUGCUCCUCGGGUGCCGGCCGCCAAUCCCGCCAUGCUGCUCUCAAUGACAUCCUGAGACGGGCGCUUGUCAGCGCCGACGUCCCCGUGGCCCUUGAGCCCCAGAUCGUGCGAGACGAUGGCAAGCGCCCCGACGGGAUGUCAUUGAUACCCUGGUGCAUGGGUCGCGCGUUGGUCUGGGACGCCACUUGCGCAGAUACGCUGGCGGCGUCCUACCUCCCUGCGACCAGUAAACAGGCUGGUGCGGCGGCGGACGCCCGAGAGCGCUUCAAGACCAAUAAAUACAGUUGUCUUGGCACCCAGUACGAGUUCGUACCGUUUGGUGUCGAGACACUUGGUCCUUGGGGCAAGGGCGCGCGGGAGCUCCACAAGGCGCUCAGCAAAAGCCUGUGGGAGGCAACAGGAGACCCUCGCGCGGGCAGCUUUCUUGCGCAGCGUAUUGCUAUUGCAAUACAGCGCGGGAAUGCUGCCUGCCAUCGUCCUAUCAAGUCGGAAAACAAUUCGCAAGCAGAAUCAAUUGCAGACUCGAUUUUAAAGCCAUCGACAUCAACACGUUCUGAAGACUCUGUGAAUAUAAUACCGACUACUUCCGCAUCUCAAAUUGAAGAUCCUGUAGGGUCUUCAACUCCUAAACGACAAAAAGUAACCAUAGAAGCAUCAUUCUCAAAAAUAUUAGAAUUUGGAUCAGGGGGUUCAAAAAACAAACAGAUUACAGACGCUAUAGCAGAACUGAUAUACCGCGAUAAUCUUCCCUUCAGCGUGGUCGAAGGAGAAGGGUUUGGAAAAUUGAUUAAAUUACUUGCACCAUUAUAUAAAAUCCCAUGUCGCAAAACGAUAACCAGCAUCAUUGAUGGAAAAUACGAGGAAAAAAAAGCUAUUAUAAUCAAAAAGUUACAAUCCGUUACCAAUAUAUGUUUAACGAUUGACGAAUGGAAGGAUUUACAAAUGAAGAGCUAUCUGGGAGUAACUAUUCAUUUUAUCAAAAAUUUUAAGAUUUUUUCUUUCAAUAUAGCUUGUGAGCCGCUUUCGGAGAGUCAUACUAUGCCGAAUAUUUAUCAACCACCAUUAAAAAUAUUUGUGAAAAAUGGGAAAUUCCUGAUGAAAAAAUUGUGGCCGUCACUACAGACAAUGGUGCAAAUAUAGUAAAAGCCAUUGAAUUAGCAUUUGGAAGAGCAAAGCAUAUUCGUUGC